Naumovozyma dairenensis CBS 421 is the source of this 810-nucleotide messenger RNA. It is a transcript of the gene VMA8, whose product is annotated as H(+)-transporting V1 sector ATPase subunit D. The coding region runs from base 1 to 810 and encodes 269 amino acids. The transcript has a single exon. Lineage: Eukaryota; Fungi; Ascomycota; Saccharomycetes; Saccharomycetales; Saccharomycetaceae. Gene Ontology annotation, molecular function: proton-transporting ATPase activity, rotational mechanism. Gene Ontology annotation, biological process: vacuolar acidification. The record is from RefSeq and is a predicted model, not a curated record. Gene Ontology annotation, cellular component: fungal-type vacuole membrane; vacuolar proton-transporting V-type ATPase complex.
AUGUCCGGAACGAGAGAGCAAGUCUUCCCCACACGUAUGACCUUGGGGGUCAUGAAAACCAAAUUGAAAGGUGCCAAUCAAGGUUAUUCAUUAUUAAAGAGGAAAUCUGAGGCUCUAACUAAGAGAUUCAGAGACAUUACUAAGAGAAUUGAUGAUGCCAAACAAAAAAUGGGGAGAGUUAUGCAGACUGCAGCUUUCUCAUUGGCAGAAGUUUCUUACGCGACUGGUGAAAAUAUCGGGUAUCAAGUGCAAGAAAGUGUAUUGAAUGCCAGAUUUAAAGUUAGAGCUCGUCAAGAGAAUGUUAGUGGUGUUUAUUUACCACAAUUUGAAUCGUUUGUGGAUCCAGAGAUUAAUGAUUUUAAGUUGACGGGGUUGGGUCGUGGUGGUCAACAAGUGCAGCGUGCGAAGGAAAUUUAUUCAAAAGCUGUGGAAACUUUGGUGGAAUUGGCUUCGUUACAGACCGCUUUUAUUAUCUUGGAUGAAGUUAUUAAAGUGACGAAUAGAAGAGUUAAUGCUAUUGAACAUGUUAUUAUUCCAAGAACUGAAAAUACAAUUGCUUAUAUUAAUAGUGAAUUGGAUGAAUUAGAUAGAGAAGAAUUUUACAGAUUAAAGAAAGUGCAGGAAAAGAAACAAAAAGAAACGGCAAGACUCGAUGAAGAAAUGAAAAUUAAACGACUAGCUGAAGAAGAAAAAGCAAAGAACGAAAAUCUAAAUGAAGAAGGAAACGAGCAAGAAGUGAAAAAUGAAUCGAGCCCAGAAAGAGAAACAAGUGCACUUGUGGAAGAACAUGAAGAAGAUGUCAUUUUCUGA